AUGCACUUUGACGAUGGAGAUGAUGAGGAUGAGGAGCUCCAAGAUCAGCCCCGAUUUUAUGCCUUUGCCCAGAAGAUAGAGUCAUUAAUUCGUCGGUUCGAGCCUCGCCAACUCCAGAGUUUCAGCUGGGAUUUGGGGACAUGCUUACCGCCCGAAAUCUUUGGGGUCAAUGGCGUUGUCCCGCUUCAACAGUCCUCACUCCAAUCAUUGAGUUUGAUCACUGAUCCUACUUGCCGGGCCUGUUAUGAUGGAGAGUGCGAGAUAGAUUUAUCCCCAUUCAGCAGCCUUGAGAGCUUGAGCUGGAUAGGCCCUACCUCUGAUAAUUUGCACGCGCUUACCGUCGCUCUGCAGAAUAAUUCGACGCAUCUCAGAAACCUAAAAUUGGAUUUUUUAAACUGGCACGAACUUCGAGAAUACCUGGGCUAUUUCAGCGAUGACGAAGAUGACCCAGAUGGCACCAAAGAGAUCAAUUACUUUGCUGAUGUCGUUCUUGGAUUGAACGUUUACACUCUCCACGCCCCUUAUUCCCAAGAAUCUGCGUGCUAUCCCUCUCGCAGGUACCCCUCUCAACAACAAUGGCCCAUGCCUUCAAUUUCGAGACCCUCUCGUCUCUAA
Messenger RNA from Fusarium verticillioides 7600, 615 nucleotides. RefSeq lists its product as hypothetical. The coding region runs from base 1 to 615 and encodes 204 amino acids. The record is from RefSeq and is a predicted model, not a curated record. The transcript is spliced from 2 exons. Lineage: Eukaryota; Fungi; Ascomycota; Sordariomycetes; Hypocreales; Nectriaceae.